UUCGUCUGUGAGAUCAUGUUACUGGAUGCUGGCCACCAGUUCCCCGGACUGGGAGUGGGUUCGUUCGCCAGGCACCACUCUGCGGGCGACAUGCAGGACAGAGACUUGAGUUUGGCUCAGAACACCUUUGUGGACUCCGCGCACAUGGGCGCGUUCAAGCUGAACCACGACCUCUCCCCGGGACAGAGCUCUGCCUUCACCACCCAGGCCCCCGGCUACCCCGCUGCGGCUCUGGGGGCCCACGCCGCGCAUGUCACGUCGUACGCCGGCUCCCCCUUCAACUCCACCAGGGACUUUCUGUUUCGCAGCCGCGGCUUCGGAGAAUCCUCCCCCGCCACCAGUCAGCACGCGAUUUUUGGCCCCACGGCGGGGUCCCUCCAUCACUCCCACACAGACACUCAGAGCCACAUUCUGUUCCCUGGGAUCCACGAGCAGCACGCCACGCACGGCUCCCCCAACGUGCUGAACGGCCAGAUGAGGCUCGGGCUGCCUGGGGAGGUGUUCGGGCGCACGGACCAGUACCACCAGGUCUCCAGCCCGCGGGCCGACCCGUACUCGGCCGCGCAGCUGCACAACCAGUACGGCUCCAUGAAUAUGAACAUGGGGAUGAACAUGGCGGCCCACCAUCACCACCACCACCCCGGCGCCUUCUUCCGCUACAUGAGGCAGCAGUGCAUCAAGCAGGAGCUCAUCUGUAAGUGGAUCGACCCGGAGCAGCUGAGCAGCCCCAAGAAGUGCUGCAACAAAACUUUCAGCACCAUGCACGAACUCGUCACGCACGUCUCCGUGGAGCACGUCGGCGGGCCGGAGCAGACCAACCACAUCUGCUUCUGGGAGGACUGCGCUCGCGAGAGCAAGCCGUUCAAGGCGAAAUACAAACUGGUGAACCACAUCCGCGUGCACACCGGGGAGAAGCCCUUCCCGUGCCCGUUCCCCGGCUGCGGGAAGGUGUUCGCCCGCUCCGAGAACUUAAAGAUCCACAAGAGAACUCACACAGGAGAGAAGCCGUUCCAGUGCGAGUUUGAAGGCUGCGACAGAAGAUUCGCAAACAGCAGUGACCGAAAGAAGCACAUGCACGUCCACACGUCGGACAAGCCUUAUUUGUGCAAAAUGUGCGACAAGUCGUACACGCACCCCAGCUCCUUACGGAAACACAUGAAGGUCCAUGAAUCCACACCGCCAGCAUCAGACUCCUCACCAGCAGCAAGCUCCGGCUACGAAUCCUCCACCCCCCCGGGCCUUGUGUCCCCCACCACGGAGACCCAAAGCAACACCACGCUGUCUCCGGCCUCAGCGGUGCACACCACAAACCACAGUGGCCUGUCGUCCAAUUUCAGUGAGUGGUAUGUGUAAAGGACUCAUGUCACAGCCAUUCAGGAGAACUGGGACACAAGAGGCGCAGAAUAUUUAGCUUUUUUAUUUGAAUAUGUCACCGGGGGCAGAUGAUGAAAGGUGGGGGUGUAUAAUAUCUGUUUCAUGCUGUAAAUAGUCCUGAAAAGCCCUCAUUGGUUGUGAUAGUUUUGUCUUUGGUGUAUAGAUGUUCCUGCAGGUAGCUCGCUCCUCUUAACUGGAGUCGUAGUGCACACAUUACCAUGAAGUUGUUGAAUAUUGUGACGCAAUGAGGCAAACUGAUUGUACCAUAACAUCUAUAAAC
Messenger RNA from Nematolebias whitei (Rio pearlfish), 1654 nucleotides. RefSeq names its product zic family member 2 (odd-paired homolog, Drosophila), a (gene ptprjb.2). The transcript is spliced from 3 exons. Gene Ontology annotation, biological process: central nervous system development; regulation of transcription by RNA polymerase II. Lineage: Eukaryota; Metazoa; Chordata; Actinopteri; Cyprinodontiformes; Rivulidae. Gene Ontology annotation, cellular component: nucleus. Bases 16 to 1353 code for a protein of 445 amino acids. The record is from RefSeq and is a predicted model, not a curated record. Gene Ontology annotation, molecular function: DNA-binding transcription factor activity, RNA polymerase II-specific; RNA polymerase II cis-regulatory region sequence-specific DNA binding.